AUGUCAACCCCAUAUAAAGUGAGCGCCAGUAGCUCAUCACUACGGGUCAGCGGAGGGCUCCGGUAUUAUUUGCAACAGUAUUGGCAGGACUUUGGCGAUCAGCGCACCAUUGGGUUGCCGCUCAUACGGGAGGGCCCCUGGGCUAUGAUUUUCGUCAUGUCUCUCUACCUGCUAUUUGUGCGAAAGUUGGGCCCCAGGAUGAUGAAGCACCGGGAGCCCUAUCAGCUGCGACUGCCCAUGUUCAUCUACAACUCGCUAAUGGUGGUCAUAAACUACUACUUCUUCUUCCAGUCCCUCCAGUGGCUGGACUACGGGCGCCAACUCUCAAACUUCAAGUGGCCGGACGGUGCGGACACGUCGGAGCGCACAAUGGGCUACAUCUGGUCCUUCUACUUGUAUUGGUUGACCAAAUUCAUCGACUUAUUAGACACCGUGUUCUUCGUGUUGCGCAAGAAAUACUCGCAGAUCACGACAUUACACCUCUACCACCACACGGUGGUGCCCAUACUCGGAUGGAUGUACCUGUGGCACCGGUGGGGCUCACCGGCCAUCACCCUGUUUGCCUUGCUCAAUUCGGUCGUUCACGUGAUUAUGUACUCAUACUAUGCUUUGGCGGCUUUCGGGCCCAAAAUCCAUCCCUACUUGUGGUGGAAGCGAUACAUCACUCAAAUCCAGUUAAUACAGUUCGCUUUGUUGUGUUUAUACGGCUUCUUCAUCUAUGCCUACCAACAAAACUACCCGCCCUUUGCCUUCUGGUUGGCCUCA
Messenger RNA from Oppiella nova, 765 nucleotides. NCBI's taxonomy places the organism in Eukaryota, Metazoa, Arthropoda, Arachnida, Sarcoptiformes, Oppiidae. The record is from the annotation of a GenBank genome assembly.